Acaromyces ingoldii is the source of this 1166-nucleotide messenger RNA. RefSeq names its product histone-fold-containing protein. Gene Ontology annotation, cellular component: nucleosome. The record is from RefSeq and is a predicted model, not a curated record. The transcript is spliced from 3 exons. Lineage: Eukaryota; Fungi; Basidiomycota; Exobasidiomycetes; Exobasidiales; Cryptobasidiaceae. Gene Ontology annotation, molecular function: protein heterodimerization activity; DNA binding; structural constituent of chromatin. Bases 446 to 877 code for a protein of 143 amino acids.
ACCAGAGAUCGCUCUCUUUGGCAGCGACUGAUCGACAUCUGAAAGCGAGUACUUCAGUUCGAGGCCUCGUUCAGCUUGGAGCCAGCUCUCUAACGAUCAGCGCGAAGAAAUGUCCAUUCAAUGACGAGCUCGGACGGCAUGGCAUUGCAGGGCGCCCCAUCAUCGCUCAGAGAGGGUGAACGUCUAAAGCGCUCGGAUUUAUAAGAGGGCCUGCGAAAUGGCGGCGCGCGUCGUUUUCCAAAGCUAAGCAGGGCAGAAAGGGCUUCAAGCAGCAAGCGCGCCGGCUUCAGCCUCUCAUUUCUUUUUAAUUUUUUAUUUCCCUCCUUCCACCUGCCACAUCUCUAUCUUCAUUUCUCUGUCUGCCAUCCUUGCUACAAGACAGCAAGGCACUUCCACCUCAAGCGACUCCAUUCACCCCAAAUAAACAACACACCAAGCUACAGCCAUGGUUGACUCGAAGGCAAAGGGAGGAAAGGCCGGCGGCGCCGCCAGCAGCAACAAGGACGGCAAGUCGAAGCCCGUCACCCAGAGCAGCCGUGCUGGUCUUCAGUUCCCUGUCGGGCGUGUGCACCGCAUGCUCAAGUCUCGCACCGCCAACAAUGUUCGUAUUGGAGGCAAGGCUGCUGUUUACACCAGCGCCAUUAUGGAGUACCUUACCGCCGAGGUGCUCGAGCUUGCAGGCAACGCUGCCAAGGACCUCAAGGUCAAGCGUAUCCAGCCUCGUCACCUCCAACUGGCCAUCCGCGGUGACGAAGAGCUUGACUCGUUGAUCCGCGCCACCAUUGCCGGCGGUGGUGUGCUUCCCCACAUCCACAAGAUGCUCGUCAAGUCGAGCGGCAAGAAGAAGUCGUCGGGCGCCGCGGCUGCCACCGAGUAGAUGCGAAGCAGAGCGCAGGGGGAAAGGGACUAUCGAACAUUGGAACGCUGCGCCCAGCGACUGUUUGGCUCUCGCUUGCAACUUCCUUCAAGUAUCCCAUCACCUAAGUAGCCCUUCUCACCCAUCCUUCCUAUCUCUCUUUUCUCUUUCCCUUUCAACUUUCUCCGCUCUCUUUCUUUGUCUCUGCGAAAGUCCUUUUGAACUAAAUGUUGUACUCUACUUCAUGACAAAAGGUGUGCCUCCCUGCGUGUGAUUGAUAAGGGGGUAUCAAAUUGCUUCAUCUUUCUAC